CGAGGUAUUGCACUCAACGAUUUAUAUUCCUUAUUCAAUAUUAUAUAUUUGGACUCAGUGGAGCGCAGACCCAAGAGGAUGAUCAGCGACACGCGGCUAACAGCUAAGCUCCACUCCUUAGCACAUCGGCGGAAAAUCGCCAGUAUGUCGGUAUUCUACAGACUGGACUUUAGGGAGUGUGCCCGCGAUCUACACGAGCUCAUUCCACCAUCCCCCUUUUAUCUUCGGACUUCCAGACGUACGGCCGGGUUCCAUCCCUAUAUGGUGGAUACCCCAACUAUUCGCACAAAGAGCUUCGCAUCGUCCUUAUGCGCACUGCUAGGGAGUGGAAUUCUUUGCCAGCUUCUGUAUUUCCGAAUGCAUAUAACCUGGGUGCUUUCAAGGCCAGGCGCCUUCUGGGCCAGCUCGUUCCAUCUUAGGCCUCGUCACUGCCUUCGGGCAGGUCUGAGGCCAAGAGCAAACCCAUCCACAGAUGCAAAGGGAAAACCAUGAGUUGAAAAUGAAACUUGAAAAUAAUAAUUUUAAUGAUUUGUGACCAUGUUAUACCAGAAACUGAUUUGGAGAGAAAAAUCAUGGAAUCUUUCGAGGUGUUUGAUCAUUCCGGUAAACAAAAUGUAGAUGUUCGAGAAGUAGGAACUAUUCUACGAUCCUUGGGGUGUUGCCCCACCGAGGCGGAGGUACAGGAGGUGAUCCUGGCUACGGAGAACAAGGAAGCGACUGGCAACGUGCCCUUGAGCAACUUCCUGCCAUUCAUGGUCAAAGCAAUGACGGAACACAGAUACUACCCAGCGACCGCGGAGAUGCUGUUAGCGGCCUUCCGUUACUUCGACACAGAGGGCCGCGGCUACCUCACUAAAGAGAGGUUCACUCAGCUCAUGAUGGAAGAAGGAGAGCCUUUUACUCAGGACGAAUUCGACGAGAUGAUGCAAACAGCUCUGGACCCCGUCACAGACACCAUCACCUACGAAUACUACAUCAACCAGCUUAUGGUUGAAGACGACGUUAUCGAAAAUGCAGAGCCAUCGAAAUGAAGCGGUUAUUAAUUAAUAAAUUAUUAGUAAAACCAAAUGUACUCUGAAUGAUAUUCCAUAAUAAAGAAAUAAGCACAA
This is a messenger RNA of Pectinophora gossypiella (pink bollworm), 1109 nucleotides long. RefSeq names its product dynein regulatory complex protein 8. Lineage: Eukaryota; Metazoa; Arthropoda; Insecta; Lepidoptera; Gelechiidae. The transcript is spliced from 7 exons. Bases 525 to 1031 code for a protein of 168 amino acids. The record is from RefSeq and is a predicted model, not a curated record. Gene Ontology annotation, molecular function: calcium ion binding.